UAUGAGUAAAGCUUUUCGUAGUAGUAUCUACGCAAGAGUAAUACAAGAAUACAAGAGAAUCAGUAACAGUUUCAACGACGCGUCUCGCUUGGGAAUAUCUUAUCGUAUGUUGCUCUUUAAAAGGGCAAUGAUACGAUGAAUACUAUUAAGUGUUUUAUAUUCGUGUUCGCAAUUAUAUGUAAUUCAUUUACUUUUGCAUAUGAUGAAUGUAAUGAACCACUUUUGGACAGAGCUCACUUAACGGCUACUACUUCAUUACCUAAUAGAGGUCCAAAAAAUGCCAGGCUCAAUGGUAAAAUUUCUUUUAUUUUUUCAUAGAAUAUAUUGCACUUUUUUUUUUUAAAUAUUUAUUCAAUGUUUCUU
Apis florea (little honeybee) is the source of this 363-nucleotide messenger RNA. It is a transcript of the gene Nrx-IV, whose product is annotated as neurexin-4. NCBI's taxonomy places the organism in Eukaryota, Metazoa, Arthropoda, Insecta, Hymenoptera, Apidae. The record is from RefSeq and is a predicted model, not a curated record.